Messenger RNA from Limulus polyphemus (Atlantic horseshoe crab), 1592 nucleotides. RefSeq names its product focadhesin-like. The annotation marks the transcript as partial. The record is from RefSeq and is a predicted model, not a curated record. NCBI's taxonomy places the organism in Eukaryota, Metazoa, Arthropoda, Merostomata, Xiphosura, Limulidae. The transcript is spliced from 10 exons. Gene Ontology annotation, biological process: regulation of post-transcriptional gene silencing.
AGAUCAUGUAAUUUGCCGGUGUAUUGUAAAUACUUUCUGAAAUCGAGCUAAUUUGCUCUGUAAACUAUAGCAAAAUCAACAUGGAGGAAUUUAAAGUAAAACUGGAAUUUCAGAAUGUGACCACACAAAAACAGGCAGUAACAAAACUGUUGUCACAGCUGAUGGCAAAAGUACCACAAAAUAAGGUUCUAGGUACAUCCACUAGUCAGGUACCAGAGCUUCAGUUUUUGUUUGAGAGAUGUGGAGACCUGUCUCCAUCAGUAAGCAUGAUGAUAAGUCAGGGUAUAGCAACUUUGGUUAUAAAUGGUUUUGCUGAUGCCAGUUAUAUCAUCGAUGGAUUUUUGGUUAUCGUUCCAUCUGCCAGAUACCUUAAUGGUAUUAUUGCUGCCAUAACAGAAAUUAUUCAGCAUCAAAUGAGAAAAGAAAUGGAGAAAAUGGGUGAAUUCAGGUGCAUUUAUUCAUUAAGGUCUUCACCACAUCCAUUUAUUACUAUCCUUCAAGAAAGAAAAGAUUCUUGGUCUCUUAUUAGGGAUAAGCUUGGUUGGAUGUUGAAAAGUGUUAGAAACAAUGAGUCUAAAGAAACCCUGGAACUUGUGAAACCUUUGUUUAUGUUCCUAAUGAUGAAUCCAAAUUUUGUAAGUGAGCAUAACCUCCUGAGAAAUGAGACAGUUAACCUGAUGUUACAACAAAAUAUUAGCAGCCCUGAGGAUGGAAGAAAUCAAUAUCUUAGUUUUGUUUUGAGUUGCCUGCCUUGGAUCCAGGUCCGGACAAAACUUGAAGUUACUGAGGCUAUCUUGAUGAUGGAGAAGGUUUUAAAGAGUUAUUUAAUCAUAUCUCAAGAAGAUAGAAUAAAGUAUAAUGUAGUUCUGGCAAUACUAAUAUCUCUAGCUCUAGUGAAGAAAGGACUUGAACAUGGUCUGGAGCCUUGGAGUUUGCUGGUUGAUACUGAAACAUUGUGUUGCCAGCUAAGUAAGGAAACAGGAAUUCUUGAAAGGGAAAUUGCUAUAACAGUUGUGUCUUUGCUAUUUCUGAAAGUGCCAAGUGAUCACCUGAAGACAUUGUUGAAUAUUGGUAGUAUGCUGCUUGAUCAUCCUGAAGUAUCUCCCACGGUCUCUGCUAUGCUAAUUGCCCCACUUAUUGAGCUUACUUUAACACCUCCAGUUAGUCAAGACUUUUUAUUGAAAUCUAUAGUAGUUGAACUGGUAGAGAAACUGGAAAGUAUGAAAUUGUCAGAAGAAGACUAUGAAAUCAAGGAAUUACCAAUAGUGUUGACUUCUUCUUUGACAAGUGAUAAACAGUCUGGGAAUGGAAAAAAGAUUGAAAGUGAUCAAAAUAUGCUCUCUUUAACAUCUUUUGUUUCUAGAGAGACUUUAUUUACACUCUUGGCCAAAAGGAUGGAUAAGUUUCAAAGUUACACAGAAGGAGCACGAUGGGCAAAGGUUGUGUCUAAGCUGUAUAUAAGCCAUGAUAAAGUUAAGGAACCUCUAGUGUUUUUGUUACUUACUGCCAUGUUUUAUCGACAGAAUACAAAUAGUGGUGUUCAUCAGUGUUUGGAAGUUCUUCGAGCUCUUGUAAGAAAACAUCCUGAAUGG